Molecule: messenger RNA, 2606 nt
Organism: Vanessa atalanta (red admiral)
Lineage: Eukaryota; Metazoa; Arthropoda; Insecta; Lepidoptera; Nymphalidae
Gene: ttv
Product: exostosin-1
Exons: 8
Coding region: 139-2370 (743 amino acids)
Cellular component (GO): membrane
Molecular function (GO): glycosyltransferase activity
Source: RefSeq, a predicted model, not a curated record
CUUGUCAUUUGAAUUUGUUUAGACAUUUAAAUUUACGAUAAAAGUUUUGUUUUGUAGUAUAAAACUGUUAUUAUAAGAAUAUAAGUUUAAAAUAUGCCUGGAAAUAUAUACUCUAUAUGAUAAAACCCUACAACAAAAAUGCAUGCGAAAAAACGUUAUUUUUUUCUAAUUAUAUCGUGUUUGUUUGGAAUAUAUUGCUUUUUCAAUGGUUAUAAUUUGAGUAGCAAAAAUAUUAAAAAAACCCGUAAGGAUCAGUUGCCCGAAUUUGCAACUAUAGAGGAAUUAACUGAAUCACCUUCUAGACAAAAGAGAAAUCCCCAAGCAACUAUAAAAUCAUGCAGAAUGCAAACUUGCUUUGACUUUUCUAAUUGUGGAAGUGAUCCCAAAGUGUAUGUGUAUCCCACUGACGGGCCUGUAAGUGCAACGUAUCGUAAAGUUUUAUCAGUAAUAAGGGAAUCGAGAUAUGCGACACAUGACCCAGCUGAGGCUUGUUUGUUUAUACCAGCGGUUGAUACUUUAGAUGCAGAUCCUUUGUCCCCAGAACAUAUUCAAGAUGUAGCGUCAAGACUCUCACGACUGCCUCAUUGGAAAAACGGUCGUAACCACCUAAUUUUCAAUUUAUAUGCUGGGACUUGGCCUGAUUAUGCAGAGGGAGCUUUAGGUUUUGAUCCAGGUGAUGCUAUUAUGGCUAGAGCUAGCGCAUCUGAAACGAUUUUUAGGGAUGGAUUCGAUAUUUCCUUACCCCUUUUUCAUAAAGAACAUCCUGAGCGUGGAGGUGCUCCACCUGCAGCUACCGGAAAUCCUUUUCCUGCUCCUCGUAAACAUUUACUUGCUUUUAAAGGGAAGCGCUAUGUACACGGAAUUGGUAGUGAAACAAGAAAUUCCUUAUGGCAUUUGCACGAUGGUAACAAUCUUAUAUUAGUGACUACUUGUCGACAUGGAAAAUCUUGGAAAGAUUUGAGAGACGAAAGAUGUGAUGAAGAUAAUAAGGAAUAUGAUAAAUUUGAUUAUGAACAGUUAUUGGCAAAUUCAACAUUUUGCUUAGUAGCAAGGGGAAGACGACUUGGAUCAUACCGUUUUUUGGAAGCAUUAGCAGCGGGAUGUGUUCCAGUGCUACUUAGCAAUGGCUGGCGAUUGCCUUUUGAUGAACGAAUCGAUUGGCGUCGGGCUGUAAUUUGGGCUGAUGAGCGACUUUUAUUGCAAGUUCCAGAGUUAGUACGAUCUGUUUCUCCUGAACGUGUUCUUGCUUUAAGGCAACAGACACAGCUUUUAUGGGAACAAUAUUUUUCAUCAAUUGAGAAGAUAGUGUUUACAACAAUAGAGAUAAUAUUGGAAAGAAUAACAGCUCAUCGGUCAUCAAGGCAGCGUGAAGCGUUGAUCUGGAACGCUUCACCUGGUGCCUUGGGAACGUUGUCCACAUACGGCGACUCGCGAUCGCACCUGCCCGUGGCCGUGUCCGCCCCGCUCGCCCCCGCGGCUCCCUCCCCUCCGCCCAGCCCGCUCCCCGCCCCCUCCGUCCCGCUGUCCGCGCCGCCUCCCACACCAGGUGACGCUUAUACCGCAUUAUUAUACGUACAGGCUACUUCACCCGCUCUACACAAACUUCUUGCAAAUAUAGCAAGCAGUGAGUUCUGCAAAAAGGUCGUUCUUGUAUGGGACAGUGAACGGGCAGCACCAACUCUAAAAUCCCUUUCACGAAUGGCCGGAGACUUACGUGACCCUUUGCCAGUUAUAGUUAUAGACGCAACAACACAUUACCCAGGGGAAGGCGUAUCGGCACGAUGGCAGCCGCUCUGGGCAAUCCCGACGGCCGCGGUGUUCUCCUUAGACGGUGACGCUCCACUACUCGCCGAGGAAUUGGAUUUCGCAUUUCGCGUAUGGCAACAUUUUCCCGAACGAAUCGUCGGCUAUCCCGCCCGCAAUCACUACUGGGACGAAUCGAAGGUGGCGUGGGGCUACAGCAGCAAGUGGGGCGGCUCGUACUCCAUGGUGCUGCCGGGCGCGGCGCUGGUGCACCGCGCGCUGCUGGCGCUGUACGGCGCCGCCGCGCCCGCGCUGCGCCUGUCCGUGCGGCGCGCGCGCAACUGCGAGGACAUCCUGCUCAACUGCCUCGCCGCGCACCUCACGCGCCGCCCGCCGCUCAAGCUGGCGCAGCGCCGCCGCUACAAGCCCGCGCACCACCGCUACCGGUCGUCGUGGAGCGACCCGGAACAUUUCGUCCAGCGCCAAUCGUGUUUGAACACGUUCGCGGCGGCGUGGGGCUACAUGCCGCUCGUGCGCUCCGUGCUGCGACUCGACCCCAUUCUAUUUAAGGAUCCUGUUUCGACUCUGAGGAAAAAAUAUAGAAAAAUGGAAUUAGUAACUUCUUAAAUCCUAUUCGCUUUUUAUUUAUUUUCUAAUUAGAAUGUUUUAAGUUUAAAUUUCGUAUGCAUCUCAUGAAAUAUGCCUUUAAAAAUAUAUUGCAAUAUAUUUUUACUUUGUUCUAGUCCUAGACAUAAUAUAUCUAUAUAGAUAAUUAAUAUGUUUUGUUAAAUCUAAUAACUUUUCUAGUAUGUAUUUCGUUUUACACGACAUUAUUUCAAAUAAAGAACAUUACGAAACACAAA